This is a messenger RNA of Drosophila serrata, 2216 nucleotides long. RefSeq names its product LMBR1-like protein lilipod (gene lili). Gene Ontology annotation, biological process: signal transduction. Gene Ontology annotation, cellular component: plasma membrane. Gene Ontology annotation, molecular function: transmembrane signaling receptor activity. The record is from RefSeq and is a predicted model, not a curated record. NCBI's taxonomy places the organism in Eukaryota, Metazoa, Arthropoda, Insecta, Diptera, Drosophilidae.
UCGUUACUUGUGGUUUGGUAAAUUUGUCUCCCUUAGCCACGGUCCCACUGACGCUGAGUUUACAAAUUUUUUUUAACGUUUCGGUCGAAAAUCGCACGGGCAAAACAAAAAAAGCGAAGAUUAGUGAAAACCUGGACAAAAUGAUCCAGUUUACAAGUGUCUAAAUUAUUUUAAAUCGCGUGCGAUCCGGCCGAGUGGUGCCUCCGAGUGGGCUAGCGAGAUUUUAAUUCAGAACCACGACUUUCACUGUGCUGCCCAUUGGAAUUCCCGAACAUCCUGACUGACUGUCCAGUUAAUGUCAGUUUUUUUAGUGUGCGUGCAGUAACUGAAAAAAAAGAAGGAAAACUGGCGAAAACCAGCGAAAAACUGUCGUCGUUCUUCGUGAGCAUGGACGAGGAGGAGGAGGAGGUGACAGAUCUAAAGCUGCAAUUGUUCCACAAUACAGUACGCGAGCACAUUAUAUUCCUGCUACUAGUCAUCUUGCUGUACUUUAGCUCGUAUGUCGUUGUCUCACGUUUUCGGCGACGCGAUCGUGAUGAUCUGUAUUCGAACGACGAGGACGAGGUGCUGGUCUAUCGCAUAAGCUUUUGGCUCUGCACCUUUACCCUGGCUGUGGCUGAAGGUGCCGCCAUGCUACUGCCCGUGUCGAUAGCCAGCAACGAGGUGCUGCUACUCUAUCCCAACAGCUACUAUGUGAAGUGGCUCAACAGCUCCCUCAUACAGGGCCUUUGGAACCAUGUCUUUCUGUUCUCCAAUCUGUCAUUGUUCAUCUUCCUACCGUUCGUGUAUCUAUUCUCGGAAUCCACGGGAUUCGUGGGCCACAGGAAGGGCAUUCUGCCGCGCGUAUACGAGACCUUUACAGUAUUUAUGCUGAUGGCCGUCAUUGUCCUAGUACUAACUGCGGUCUUAAGCGCUGUAUUUGGCAUUGAAAAGUUUCAAUUCUUUUGGUUUCUAAAUUUGGGCAGUGUUCACCUGCCGUUCCUUUAUUCGUGUGUUUCGUUUCUGGGCGUGAUGCUUAUGCUGAUUUGCACCCCCUAUGGGUUUGUGCGUCUGUUUGGCGUUGUUAACAAUGUCCUGGUGCGACCCAUGCUCCUUCGCGACGUCAACGAAGAGUUCAGCGCCUUCUAUAUGGAGGAGGCGAGCGUCAAGCGAAAGCUGGCUCAUAUUGAGCUGCAAAAUGUGAGCAUCUCGGACACGGCCAACGGCGGUCGCUUGGGCAACGGAUUGGGUCUUGGGCUGACUCGAUCCUUCGCCCAUCAGCCGCUGUUGCAGCAGUCUCUGGCCCAUCUCUACCAACGCAAGCCAAUGGCCAGCGAUGCAGCCGAGCAGGAGCAUUUGCUUAACGAAAGACUGAGGGAACUGGACUCCGAGCGAAAGGAGUUGGACAAGUUGCGUAAAUCGAGCACCUUCCAGCGCACCUUCGUCUACCCAUUGGCAAUGCUAUUGCUGCUUUUCUGUACGGGAGUCACUAUUCUUCUCGUGGUUCAGAAUACGCUGGAGUUACUAAUAGGCAUUAAAGCGCUGCCUCUAAGCACGAGGCAAUUCACUCUGGGCAUUUCAUCGCUGUCGAAACUGGGACCUUUUGGCGCCGGUCUCGAGGUGUGUCUCAUCUUCUACCUAGGUGCCACUUCCGUGGUGGGCUUCUACAGCAUGCCCUUUAUGCGAAAUGUUCGCCCCAAGCGGCGCCAGACGUCGCUGCCGCAACUGAUGCUUAACUGUGGCUUCAUGCUGGUUCUGUCCUCGGCGCUGCCCCUUCUCAGCAGGAUUAUAGGCAUCACCAACUUUGACCUGCUGGGCGACUUCGGGGCCAUCGAGUGGCUGGGCAACUUCCAGAUUGUGCUGCUCUACAACCUGGUCUUUGGCACCACCACGGCUCUGUGCCUGGCCAACAAAUUCACGGCCACAGUGCGCCGAGAGCUGCGAGCGCGGUUAGUGGAGAACUAUGUGCUCUUUACUAACUACAUGAGCUUCAUCAACUGAUAUUGGCGCAAGCGACGCGACAAUGCGUCUCCGUACGCCAGUCAUCUGAUGAGACGCCUUGUCGAGUCGCCGCUGAAGAGCCUAAUUAGUUUCUACGCUAAUUAUAGUAAUCUUAGUCGUAAGCGCAGUCGCAAUACCACCGCUAGUCGCAAGGCAAACGAAAUGAACUGUUAAGGAGUAGGCGAGUAAUAGAAAACGGCCAGCUGGAACUAUAUAAUAUACCUUUACAUAUGUUA